AUGUGGAGACCCAGCGAGGACGGGGGCGCUUUUGCCGAGUGCUUCUUUGCGCAGUACCCGCUCGGUAUGGGGCGCAAGCCGCUUCCGCCGUUUAUCACGGCAGCGGCGGCGGAGCGUCGCGUGCAGUUCACUGCGGGCAACGCGGCGGCGCCGGAGGAGGUACGCACGGCACAGACUACUGUUCCUGGGGGCGUCGUGGUGGUCUCGAUGACGGAGGCCCGCGGCGACGAUGGGGCGGGGCGGCUCACACAGACAACUGAGAAGACGCGAGAGGCCCUGGAGACGGCGCUGCAGAACCGGCAGGCACAAGAGGAGGACUUUAGCGGCCGGAACAUCCGACGCAACGCCCGCAAGAGGCCUCUGCUGGAGAUAGCGCUCCCUGGGGAUGUGGGCGCCACCGGCAUGCAUGACCCAGCGCCGAUUGUGCGGUCGCCUACACGCACUACGAAGGGAGCCAACGAGGGAGCCGACGGGUCAACGGGAUCCUCCUCCAGCACGACAGUGGUGCCCUUCAGCAUUGGGAACUGGAAGAAUAAGCGCAAGCUUGUCAUCCCACUGGAUCAGAGACUGGCGCAGCAGGCUGAGACUGACGCGGUGAGCAGUGGUAGUGGGAUCAGUGACCAUGUCAUGCAGCUUGCCGUCGCAAUGCAGAAAGCACGAAGGGAAGUGGAGGCGGAGCAGGCCAAUCGUGAAAAAGCCCAACAGGAAGAGGAGGAGCGGCGUCAGGCCGAACGAGAGGCGGAGGCGACGCAGCAAGCAAGAGAGAUGCUCGAAAAAGCCGCGGCUAACAUGCUGCAGUCCUCCGCACAGCGCAAGAAGGAAACUCGGGAAGAGCGCUUGGAGCGCAUUCGGCUUGAGCGUGGGCUACGGGAGCGGGAGAAGGAGCAGGAGGUGCGACAGCGCCGCCUAGCACGAGCAGCCACACGACUGGGUAUGUCGGUGGAAGCAUUAGAGGCGGAUGAGAUGCUUCUCAAGACGGUUGACGACACGGCAGCUGGUCAGGGCUUGUGCGGCGUUGCAGGCAGGUACAUUCAGCCCCCAAUGAGCAGCAGCGCAACCCCAGCUUCGGCGGAGGCGGGCGUGAAGCAGGACGGCACCUCAACUGAGCGUUUGCCUUCACUGUACGCCGACGACGAGGACGAAGGCAGACGUCGCGCUGGCGGUAUACGCAAGGGUGUUUUCGGCUCCGCUGUCAUCAGCAACGAGGGUAUUCGCCGCGAGAUGGAGGCGCUGGGAAAGAUGGAGGAACAGCGCCCUGAAACAAAGGAUGGCCUUCGGCUUGGUGAGGAGCGCGACAGGUCUAGUGAUGAGGAUGACGACGACGGCGGCGGCCUGGGCAUGGCUCAGCUCAUGAAGAAGAAACGCCGGAUGUGA
This is a messenger RNA of Trypanosoma grayi, 1374 nucleotides long. Its product is annotated as SNW domain-containing protein 1. Gene Ontology annotation, cellular component: spliceosomal complex. Lineage: Eukaryota; Euglenozoa; Kinetoplastea; Trypanosomatida; Trypanosomatidae. Gene Ontology annotation, biological process: mRNA splicing, via spliceosome. Bases 1 to 1374 code for a protein of 457 amino acids. The transcript has a single exon. The record is from RefSeq and is a predicted model, not a curated record.